AUGGCAACUCCAUCUGGGCUUCUCCGCAGCACUAGGGCGCUCUUCGCCGCCGCCAAAUCCGCCACCCCGGUCGCCAACAUAUCUCCUUCCGCCACCAAAGUGGCCUCCUCCUCCGCCGCUUCGAAGACGCCGAAGAUUCCGAAGGAAAGGAAGCCGCCUUCCAACUCAGGGGUCACGAGGACGACGCCUAUCUCUGUCACGCUCCAGAGCCUUGUUGGCGCACCGGAGGCUUCUCGGGCCCAGGUUGUUAAGAAAGUCUGGGAACACAUCAAGCUCCACAAUCUUCAGAACCCAUCAAAUAAGAAGGAGAUACUCUGCGAUGCUAAGCUGAAGAAACUGUUUGAUGGGAAGGAUAAAGUGGGGUUUCUAGAGAUUGGAAAGCUGCUUACCCCCCACUUUAUCAAGUCUGGUUAA
Molecule: messenger RNA, 414 nt
Organism: Striga hermonthica
Lineage: Eukaryota; Viridiplantae; Streptophyta; Magnoliopsida; Lamiales; Orobanchaceae
Source: the annotation of a GenBank genome assembly